This is a messenger RNA of Macrosteles quadrilineatus (aster leafhopper), 3963 nucleotides long. RefSeq names its product thioredoxin reductase 1, cytoplasmic-like. The record is from RefSeq and is a predicted model, not a curated record. Gene Ontology annotation, biological process: glutathione metabolic process; cell redox homeostasis; cellular response to oxidative stress. The transcript is spliced from 12 exons. Gene Ontology annotation, cellular component: cytosol; mitochondrion. Bases 196 to 2103 code for a protein of 635 amino acids. NCBI's taxonomy places the organism in Eukaryota, Metazoa, Arthropoda, Insecta, Hemiptera, Cicadellidae. Gene Ontology annotation, molecular function: glutathione-disulfide reductase (NADPH) activity; flavin adenine dinucleotide binding; thioredoxin-disulfide reductase (NADPH) activity.
GUUGAAGAGUUGAAGUGAAGUUGAAUUGAAACAGCUCCGGCUCCAGGACCAACGGCACACUUCUACAAUUUUGUUCUUAUUAUCUAAAAAAAUAUGCCUUUCUUUCCGCAGCCAUAACCUCAUUUUCAUGUAAAAUUAUAUAAUGAAAAUUAUUUAUUUAUUAGUAUUAGUAAGCAGUGGCUGCUAAAAGCUGCUAUGCAAUGUGCUGUGUUACUUAGUAGAAAUAUAAUUCUGUUCAUUAGCACACUCAAAGUUGUUGCACCAAGGCCUAGUUCUAGUAGACUUGCAAGAAGAUUUGGUUCGGGAAACUUAACAUUUUCAGCCAAAAUGGAAACAAACCUAGAGAUAGAAUCUGCUUUUAGGGGACUAAUUGACACCAAUAAGAUUGUAAUUUUCAGCAAAACUACAUGUCCUUUUUGCAAAAAGGUCAAAAAUAUAUUCAAUCAAUUGCAAGAAAACUACCAUGCCCUGGAAUUAGAUAAUUAUCCAGCUGAGAAGACAUCUCAGAUGCAAGAUGUUCUGAAAGAUAUGACUGGUCAAAGAACCGUACCAAAUGUGUUUAUCAACAAGCAGCAUGUAGGAGGUUGUACUGAUACAGAGCAAGCGCUGGCCGAUGGUACACUUUUCGAUAGACUCGAAGGAACAUUCAAUACUUACGACUAUGACUACAUUGUCAUCGGAGGGGGAUCUGGAGGAUUAGCUUCUGCCAAGGAAGCAUCGUCGUACGGUCGCAAAGUGGCGUGUUGCGACCUAGUACUGCCUUCUCCCCAAGGGACUUCGUGGGGCUUGGGAGGAACUUGUGUCAAUGUGGGCUGCAUCCCCAAAAAACUUAUGCACAAGGCAGCGCUCAUGGGUGAAGAUAUUGAAGAUUCUGCAUACUUUGGCUGGACCACGGAUAAUAAAAGACAUUCGUGGGAGGAGAUGGUGACAAAUAUCCAAGACUACAUUAAGUCUCUCAACUUUAAAUAUAGAACUGAUUUGAAAAAAAAAGAAGUAACGUACUACAACGCAUAUGCCAAGUUCGUAGAUAAGCAUACACUUAAUCUGUACAACAAGGAAGGUAACUUUAUGAAGACUAUCACCGGUCAAAACUUCUUACUUGCCAUGGGUUGCCGUCCGGUUUAUCCUGACUUCCCCGGGGCUCGAGACCUCUGCAUAUCCUCGGACGAUGUCUUCUCCUUGAAAGAGCCUCCAGGCAAGACACUCAUCAUAGGAGCGUCCUACAUCGCAUUGGAAACCGCAGGCUUCUUAGUAGGGCUUGGCUUCGACGUCACAGUCAUGGUGAGGUCUAUUCUUUUGAGAGGAUUUGACCAAGAUAUUGCCAAUAAGAUUGGUGAAACCUUGGAAGCCCACGGAGUAAAGUUUGUCCCUAAACAUGUUCCUGAGUCAGUUACAAAAAAUGGCGAGAAUCUUCUGGUAAGAGCCAAAAGUCUCUCAGAUGGGUCUGAGUACAUUGACACAUUUAAAACGGUUUUCUUGGCCAUUGGAAGAGAGCCAUGCACAACAGGCAUAGGACUUGAAAACCUUAAUGUCAAGUUUCAAGAAAGUAGCACCAGAAUUGAAGUGAACGAAUUUAGUCAAACCAGUGUGAGGAACAUUUUUGCUGUCGGUGAUGUUGUUGAAGAGAAACUUCAGCUGACUCCAGUGGCCAUACAAGCUGGGAAACUGUUGGCUAAGAGGCUGUAUGGUAAAGGCAAGGCUCUUUUUGACUAUAACCAUGUGCCCACCACGGUGUUCACUCCAUUGGAGUACGGCUGUGUCGGGUACUCUGAAGAAGAUGCAAUGAAGAAGUUCCCAGACCAAAUUGAGGUUUACCACCUGCACUUCCAACCUCUAGAGUGGGAUCUGAACAAACGAAACAAGAACAAAUCCUACGGAAAACUCAUCUGUCUGAAAAGUGAACAGGAACGAGUGGUUGGUUUCCACUACCUUGGGCCCAAUGCUGGAGAAAUCACUCAAGGUUUUGCCCUUGCACUCAAACUGGGAGCCAAGAAGGACGACUUUAAUAAUCUGAUCGGGAUCCACCCUACUUGCGCUGAGAUCUUCACAACAAUGACGAUUACCAAAGCUUCAGGCAAACCUGCUGAAGCUGGUGGCUGCUGAGGUUAAAGUUAGCUGCUGGAAUCACUCAAGAAAUUCCAGUGGCAGCUGCCAUCUAACGGCUCCACGCAACUGAAUGAAUGGCGACUUGUAAAAUCAGAGAAGAGAGCUUGUUUAGUAAUUUAAUGUUUUUUCACAGUAUUUUUAGAAAUAGUUUAAUAAUUUGUAAACUCAGUAAAUCUGAGAUAAAUCCCCUGACAAGUUAAACCCAUCCUGUUAAAUAUAAUAUGACUACCAACAAUGAUUACUUCCAAUGAUAGUUAAACAGGUAUUUAAAAAGCAACUUAAAACUUGAGUAAUUUUUAAUUUCCUCAGUAAUCUAGCUGUUCUGACCCUUUGUAAAAAUAAAUUAUGGGCUCAAUUGAUUUUUCUAAAAUGUUAACUUUAACUGAAGAUAACUAAAAACCCCAAAGCUAAAAGAAACUCUUCCAGGCUCUCUAAAUUUGCAUAUUAAGUACUUAUGACAAAGUAUAUUUUCAUUUUGUGUGAUAUAUGUCGCCAUUCUAAUGAUCUAAUGCUACAGAAUAAUGAAGUAUGAUGGUUUUGGUGGGAAAGUCUCACAACUACCCCAUUACCUGAUGUUUGUCAUUAUUCACCUUUAAGCAAUAAUGAUCAAUGUUUGUAGUCUCUCUUGUUGCCUUAGGUACUAUUACUAUUGUGUUUGUAUUAGUGAAAUAGUUUGUUAGUCAAAGAAUAGCUUAUUUUUCUCUGGUGUUUGUGAAAAAAGUGAUAAAAGAGACUAAAGUGACUGUGAUUGAACCUCACUGCACGAUAUGGUGCAUCCUUAUUUUUCUAUCAGUGCAUAAAGUGUAAGAGUGUGAUAUUGUUAUAACCAAGCGAAUGUAUACUAUUUGUUGGAGGCUUUUUGAAGGCUAUCUGAAUAGUGUUGUUGAUGCAAGUAUUAUUGAUACAGUGAUUUUGCUACAAUUCCAAUUUUGCAGAAAAUUAUGAGUUAUGCCAAACAGUGUAAGGUUAUUAUAGAUUAUGCACCAAAGAUAAAGAAAGAACUGGUAUUACUGUAUUAGCUGGUAUUUAGUCCUUUUCCCCUCCACGUGGUAUUGACAUAAUAUUUUGGUAGGUUAUUAAUUUAUUACCAACCUACUUGUUUUUCAUAUUUUUGUCAUAAUGAAUGUGUAGUGUGCUGAUGUUUUUUUACUGUUCAGUUGUCUCAUUUAUCAAUGCUAGGUGCAUUUAAAGCAAAAGAGAAAUAUAAGACUCCUCACUAAUCAGUUGACACACGUUUACACAAGCAAAAAUAAAUAAAAAUAUGCCCAUCAUCAAAAACCAAACAUCACCUUGUAUGUUCAGUAGGUAUACGAAGCAUCUCAACUAACCUUUGCUGUAUAAGCAAGUAGGUAAAGUCUGAAAUAGUGUGUGUUUUUUUAAUAAUGACUAUUUUUAACGAAAAGGUGCACCUUAUUUUGUAUUUGUUUUUUCUAUUGAAUUGCAAUUUUACACAUUUAACUGAGUGAAAUUCAAAAAAAGAUCAAACUUUAAGUCUUAACUUUUAACUUUUAUUUAAGUCUUGUUAGCAAUUUAAACUAUGUUUGAAGAUCUUUUAUUUCUAACUUUCUGUUAGUUAGUUGAAGGCAAAUCUAAUGUUCACGUUACUAUCGCUCAAAGAUGUAUCAGGGUUAUAAAUAACCUAUUAUUUUGUAUAACCUAUGUGAAUUAUAAUAGCAACAAGUGGUGAACACGUACCAUCAGCCUUUGAUGGGCAUGAUGACAAAUUAUACGACAUUCUAAGGGAAAUUGUUAUCUAUGUAAGGUUUUGUAGGAGUAAGAAAAUGUUAUACAAUCAUGUUACCAGCUUUCAUGUGAACUAGUUUUGGUUGUGGGUUGUUUUAUGAAAAUACAUUAUCA